Molecule: messenger RNA, 1034 nt
Organism: Pyricularia grisea
Lineage: Eukaryota; Fungi; Ascomycota; Sordariomycetes; Magnaporthales; Pyriculariaceae
Exons: 3
Coding region: 131-373 (80 amino acids)
Biological process (GO): mitotic spindle assembly; gamma-tubulin complex localization; microtubule nucleation by interphase microtubule organizing center
Cellular component (GO): spindle; centrosome; gamma-tubulin ring complex
Source: RefSeq, a predicted model, not a curated record
CUUUGUUGUUUUUCUUUGACGAUUCAAUAGUGGUUUGGUCCAUAAAACCCAAGAUACAGCAUCCAAGCCACUAGAGUUCUCAUAUCUUGCUCUUCUCACUGAUUCUGCCAGGAGUCCAACACUCAGAGAGAUGGACAGCAAACGCGAAAAGCAAGCCGCGGCCCAAAAUGCAGUUGACAUCCUGCACGAAAUCUCCACAAUCCUUAACUGCCACCUCGACCGCCGUACCCUCUCCAUCUGCAUAUCCAUGAUUGAGAAUGGGGUCAGCCCUGAGGCUCUCGCUAGCGUCGUCAAGGAGCUCCGAAAACAGGGCCAGGAAGCCACCGCUCAGAUCGCACACGCUGGCAGUGCUGCUGCCAGUCGAAGGAGGUAGAUGGGAUGGCCUGCGAGGGAUAAGAGUGGCUGCUUUGGUCGUGGCCUGAUUUGGUGCUUUUACUUCCUUUCUUUGCCCUUCUUUUCCCUUUGACGCUUUCUUAAGAAAAGUGAAUCCAUUCAUCAGGUCAAGGAGAGUUCUCUGAUGGGUUGUUCUUUUUUUUUCUUGUGCUUUUACGUGUUGGCGCGGCGUUGUUGGAUCCGGUCUUGGUCUUACUUGUUUUGUUUUCUUCAUUUCGUCGUACCACUCAACCCCCUUUUUUUAAAGCUCACAACCGCAGAGAACUAGAUGAGAUCUUACAAGUGGCAUCCAUCUCUGUUCCUGAAAAUGGACGGGCACUUCUAAAUCUAGCCAUUUCGCGUCCACGUUAAUUUUGUAUACGGGAUCUAAAACCUUGGUGGAUAAAACCACACAAGAGGUAGAGGGCUAUUCUGCAAAGAUACAGAAACCAAUCGCUGAACCCAUUCACUUUUUGAGGAAAUCGUACAACUGAGAUAAAGAAAACAACAAGAGUCAAAACAUGGCCCUGAACCCCCGAAACGACACAAAAACCAUAAACUCCUCGCACUAUUCCCAGUUAUUCCAACGAGCGAAUAUAAACCCUCUCUCUCUCCCUUUCUCUCUCUCUCUCCCUUUCUCUCUCUCUCUCCCCUUCUCUCUC